Molecule: messenger RNA, 867 nt
Organism: Fusarium poae
Lineage: Eukaryota; Fungi; Ascomycota; Sordariomycetes; Hypocreales; Nectriaceae
Exons: 1
Coding region: 1-867 (288 amino acids)
Biological process (GO): protein depalmitoylation
Cellular component (GO): cytoplasm
Molecular function (GO): palmitoyl-(protein) hydrolase activity; carboxylic ester hydrolase activity
Source: RefSeq, a predicted model, not a curated record
AUGGAUACAAGCUGCAACACAUCCUCCUCUCGUCUCAAACCAGGUGACUUUCCUCCACCAAUAACUAUUCCCCCUCUAUCACUCCCUCACAAACUCACCAUCAUCAUCCUCCAUGGCCGUGGCUUCAACGCCGAGAAAUUCCACUCUCCUCUUCUCACGUCUCCCUCUACCAAUCCACAAAUAUCAUUCAAGGAAUCACUUCCUCAUGCUCGUUUCGUCUUUCCAACGGCACCUCUCGCCCGAGCAACCAAGUACCGCCGCUCACUGAUCCAUCAAUGGUAUGAAGGCACUGGUGACUGGGAGCCCGAGGCGCGUGGAGAUAUGCGUCCCAGCGUUGAACAUAUUCACGAGAUCCUGAGAGAUGAGAUUGGAAUUUUGGGUGGUGAUGCUGGAAAGGUGGUACUCGUGGGUUUUAGUCAGGGCGGUGCUAUGGCGUUGGUGAGUUGGUUACUUUGGCAAGGACAAAGUUUAGGAGCGGUGGUUAUAAUGAGCGGAUUCAUGCCUCUGGCUGAGACAUUGGCUAAAGAAGAAAGCGAACAUUUAUCUGAUGAUGGGUUGUUUGAAAGAGAUGACGCCGAGGAAAACAAAACACCACUGCAGCGGGCUAUCGACGAGCUUCGUCAAGAAGCAGAGCUUGACCCUGAGCCACCAGCGGAUUCAUUUCCUUUCUUAAAGACCCCUGUAUUCAUGGGCCAUGGUCAAAAAGACAAAGAUGUCGAGAUUUGCCAUGGUCAAAAAGCAGCCAUGUGUCUGGAGCGUAUGGGUAUAGAUGUUGAGUUGAAGAUAUACUCUGAGAUGGAACAUUGGUAUUGUCCUGAAGAACUGGGGGAUAUAACACAAUUUAUAUGUCAACGGCUAGAGAAGUAG